Messenger RNA from Anisakis simplex (herring worm), 384 nucleotides. Lineage: Eukaryota; Metazoa; Nematoda; Chromadorea; Rhabditida; Anisakidae. The record is from the annotation of a GenBank genome assembly.
AUGAUGGGCCGGGUAAGAAAUCAUGUCAGGAAAUUGUGUGUGGUGUUUCAAAAGGAUGUGUUUUUUGACGUAUUUCCUGAUUGUAUGCCACAUGUCACGUUUCUCGAUAUUGCAUACUUUCCAGAUUUAGCUGGAUGCGUUGAAAAAUUGGUCACAUGUUUUCGUUACGUUGAAGUGCUCAACUUAUAUUAUGUUCGCAAUAUUGACAAUGAGGUCGUCGAUGUACUAUUCUCGAACGAUUGUUUGAAACGUCUUCGUCAGUUACAUUUCAUAAGUAUGGAUGGAAAACCGAGCAAUUUUAUUCCAAAACUUUGUGAAUCCGAACGACCGUUGCAGCUGCUCAAUGUACCGUAUAGCUUUGAGCAAGUUUCAUCAGUAUUCUGA